CAUUUGAAUUGAAAGAUGAGCUUAUUGUCUGCCAUAGACACGAGUGCCUCCGUGUACCAGCCUGCGCAACUUCUCAACUGGGUCUAUCUCUCCUUACAAGACCCCCACCAGACCAGCGCAUUUGACGCAUUCAGACCCGAACCCAACUCUUCCCACCCGGAUCUCAGUUUGAGCAAGACUCCCGCAGCGGCGGACUUGAGCUCUUCCUUGAACUCCAACUAUCUCAACAACUUCUUUCAGCUGCAGCGGAAUGAGGCCUUAAACAACAACCUGUAUAAGAAUGUGUCACCCUAUGGCUCCCUGAACAACAUUGUGGAUGGACUCAAUUCCCUGACGGACCAUUUCUCAGACCUUUCACUUUCUUCAGAACCAAGAAAACCCAACAAAAGACCCCCACCCAACUACCUGUGCCACCUGUGCUUCAACAAGGGCCAUUACAUCAAAGACUGCCCACAGGCUAGACCCAAAGGUGAAGGGCUGACACCCUACCAGGGAAAGAAGAGAUGCUUUGGAGAGUACAAGUGCCCCAAGUGUAAGAGGAAGUGGAUGAGUGGCAACUCCUGGGCCAACAUGGGACAAGAAUGUAUCAAAUGCCACAUCAAUGUCUAUCCACACAAACAGCGCCCUUUAGAGAAGCCGGAUGGCCUGGAUGUUUCUGACCAGAGUAAGGAGCACCCACAGCACCUGUGCGAGAAAUGUAAAGUCCUGGGCUACUACUGCCGCCGUGUGCAAUAACCUUCUUUAUUCAGUCAGAGAGCAACUUUUGUUGUUUUUGUUUGGUUAACUACAGUUUUUUUUAGACAGUAUUGAAGAUUACAUCCAGGAAUUAGAGGAAUGUGUUAAUUUAGGAUCAGUCUGUAGCUCAUAAAGUGCUCUUCAUCAUAAGCAAAGGCAAAUGUGACUUCUUUAUGCCUCACCUAUCAGAAACCACAUAACUCCACUGAUCCAACAACAACAGUAAAUCACUGCAUUGAUGAUUUAGCACCAGGCAGUAUUGGUGUCAAUAGAUUACCUCACCUUGGGCUUUGUUGGCUUUCCGUGUUUCAUUUUCCAGCCAAGCGAAGUGUGUGGUAAUGUGAUGAACGUUUAACCCGCGCCUUCAUGACGAUAUAAUGUAUGGGAGGUCUUUGAUUUCUUGCCGUAUUAGGGUCAACGGCACAUCUUAUUAACUGUGAAUUAACUGAGGGAUAAUGUGCCAUACAUCCCUAGCUUACAUUUGGCCUAUUUAUUUUCUUGUCUAGUGUGCAAUUUAACUAUAACUGGGACAUUUAAAAAUGCUUUUUUUGUAUGUUUGUAUAGUACAUUAAUGUGUAACUGCUUCCACGUGUCUGAAACUACUGUAGGUUCAGUUGCGUUACUUGCUCCUCGUCUAGAUUUAGUCUUGCUAACAGAUAAGGUUUCAUUCACCCUCCCUAGAGUAUUUUAGUUGCCAUACAAAUCCUCGGUUACCAACAGUGUUAGGUAGAUGCAGAUGUAAGAUUAAGUCAUCCACACAGUUGCUUGCCAGUGUCAAAUAUUCAACACUUUGAUUAGCAUUAUAAAAUAUUUUCUACAUAUUAGGGGUUAAAUUGUAAAGCCUGGUUAUAUUUUAACUGCAAAUUAGGAAAUUACAAAAGGAGAAGUUUGUUUAAAAAGGGAUUCAUGGUGAUACACAUCAUAUUUUAGUGUCAUUUGAUGCCUGGUGGAGUCAGUGAACUUAAACUGGAAGCUUUUCCAAGACCUCGCACCCUUCAAAAGUAUGUCCAAUAGCUAACUGCAGUGUCAAGACUGAGGUGAAAGAUUUUCAAGUUGGCUGAGAGAAACAAUGAUUUGUGAUGUGAUGCUGAAGAUUCAAGGAAAUAUUGAACGUGUUGAUGAAAUACUGUAAGUUUACACUCAGAUUCAAGUUAUGGGGCCUACUUUUAUAAGCCAGCGUCUUUAAAGUAAGAGAAGUACACAUCCUGUUUACAUACUGUAUAUCAAGGCGCAGACCUAAAGUACUACAGAUGAAAUAAUGUAGUUUUGACUUAUAGAAACCUGCCUCUCAAGAAACCUUGUUAUAGGAAUUGUGAACUAUUUUAUAUGUACUGUAUUUCUAGCCUUACAAAAGGAGGUUGACUAUAUUUUAUACUGUAACAUAUUAUAUUGUGCCUUAAAAAGAUUGAAGUCAAGACGAUGAGGCCAUUUAAAGUUAGGAAAAGACUUGGGUACAGGCUCAGAGUUGGAGAAGUAUUCGUGCACGUGGGAUCUCUGAUGCAUAGUAAGUUUAAUGUAGGUUGAUAAAGGAUAAAAACCGAUAGUUUCUCUUUUAUCAGUUUGAACUGGCAUGGUGGGUGUUCACGUCAACACAGUUUGCUGACUUGGAGGCACUGGCUGAACCAGCAUUUGCAGCUGGCACCAGCAAUCAUCCUGUGGUCUGUUGUCAUGAAAUAUCAACAAAGAUGUUAUUUCUUAGUUGAUUCUAACAACAGAAUGGAGGCGCAGAUGAAACUGUGGAUCUCACUCUGUUUUUUAUGUAUUGUACUUAUGUUUAUCCAAGGAACCGUGGUUUUUGUCAAAAAAUACACAUGGUCACUUGCCUCAGUGGGAGAGUUUACAGUGGUUGAUACAGUUUUACAGUUUUGGGAAAUGAUCAUUUAACUGAAUUCCAUCUGUAAGGUUAAAAGGGGCACUCUAGCCAUAUCCCCAGAGUUGGGAGGCUGGCAAGAGACUCAAAAAAACAGUCUAAAUCAAGGCAGCAGAGGCUGAGAUAUGUACCUUUUAGUUGCUAGUAUGACUGAAGGUCCAAAAAAAUGUUGGUUCCUACAUUUCCCAUCAUGCAACUCAACAGCAUCUGUCAGUAUACUUUCACAAUAAAAAAAAAAUUAGCUUCAUGGCUAAAAUUUAAGGAGUGCCCCUUUAAUAAAAGGAACUGUCAGUUAUGCAUCUAUAGUGCCACAAGUUAAAGGCCUAAUUUGUUGGGAACAAUCCAUUUUUCAGUCUGUUACCAUCUUUCUUUUGCUGUGUGUGAUGAUGCUAACCUAGCAGGUCUUUAAAUCUGAACCUUAUUGUUUCUAUCAUACCAUGUGGCUGCAUUGAGAGUAAUAGAUACCAAUGAUGCCUUAUGAAUGAACUAACCUCGUAAACAUGUAACAAUGUUAUUGUGAUUCACAGAGUUCUGUCAGAAUAGUGAGAAAUCAUGUCAAUUUGAUUCUGCUCACAGACAUGGGGAGGCCGUUUUAAAUGGCAAAUCAAGAGCCAAUGGAAGCAGUUGAUACAGUGCAUCUGAAAAAAGAAAAAUAUCUGUUUUCAGACACAGUGUCUUGAAUUACAUAUACUUGACUUUUCUAAUACCUUUUCAGUUCAAAUUUAUUUUCUAUGAAUGAGAUGUCUAUUUUGGAACACUUAGAUGUUGAAAUUUUUAAAGCAAUCUGCAAAAACUCAAGAGUUAUCUCCCUGACAAAGAGACUAUUUAUGUAUAUAUUUGAUGGCCAUCAUUUUCAAGGAUAGUAGCUCUUUUGAAGUGUUAUGCAAUAUUGAAGCUUUUUGUGUGAAGAAGGGCCUAUUGUUGAGAAACAAAGCUGGGAGUUUUUUUUUUCUUUUUUAUGUUUUACAAAAAUCUGAUGGGUUAUCCUGCAGAAAUAUUUAUGGAAAGAUUUUUUACAUCACUUUUUGUAUAGAAUAUGCAACAAAGUUAUACCAAGAAGGAAAUAUUGAUGUCUACAUGGAAUAUUAUUAAAAAGCUGGUACAUAAUUAAUACCCGUUUGCAAUUAUAAGCCAUUGUAUUUUUGUCUUUUGUUUUAUGAUGUUAUCAGUGUUGAAUAACCCACAAUGUUAUUCUGUUGCUAUUCGUAACUAAUGAUGAGCUUCCAUUUACAUACAGUUGCAUGUAUUCAUUUUGUAAACAGUACCUAUUAUAUUAUGAUGUUACAUUGUGUUAACAUGCAGAAAUCUUUUUCUUAAUUAGUGACAGAUACUCACCACUGUAUAAGCACAUUAAACUGUGAGAUGUAGUUUGCUUAAAGCAGCAAUGACAAGAAACUAUUAUAAAAUGUUAGUGUUAGUAGUUUAUGGAGUGUAUAGUUUUGUUAAGAAAGCGUGCGUGACAAAGAACUAUUUUAGAGUUUGCAUGUGCAUGUGUUUGGUUUUGAAUGAAAUAUUACGUUGUGCAAUGCAUACUUAUUUAAAUACUUUACAGUAGUUUGUUACAGUACAUAUUGUUUUUAACUUCUGAUUGUUACUGAAGUAUUUCAUUUACCGCUAGCGUAGCCUCUACAAAUAAUACUUAUUUACCGAAUGUAAUGUGUUAACACUUAUGUGGUCAACUUGGAAAAUUAUGUUUGUACUCUUUAGUGUCUGUAUUGCAAUAAUGUAAUAUUUGAAGUGGACAGAACACAGAUGUGAGGUCAGGAAGAUGAUGAUUUUGGGAAACAAGGAUAAGGAUGGUUUCGACAGUAAACCACAGGUCUGUUUUUCAUGUCCAUGAAAUGGCAUUCCAAAAUGUGCCUUAUUUGUUAGUUGGGAAAACAUUUUAGUGCUUUAGAGCUGUUGAGAGUUUGA
Messenger RNA from Monopterus albus (swamp eel), 4519 nucleotides. RefSeq names its product zinc finger, CCHC domain containing 24 (gene zcchc24). The transcript is spliced from 4 exons. The record is from RefSeq and is a predicted model, not a curated record. NCBI's taxonomy places the organism in Eukaryota, Metazoa, Chordata, Actinopteri, Synbranchiformes, Synbranchidae. Gene Ontology annotation, molecular function: nucleic acid binding; zinc ion binding. The coding region runs from base 16 to 735 and encodes 239 amino acids.